UUCAGGAUUAGAGCGGUUCACGCACUGAGUGAACGGCAGGUUCACUUUAUAUUACUCCUAAAAAAAGACAAAAUAGUUUAUAUUUUCAUCUUAGUCUUAAGUGAAAUUGCAUUUUCAGGGCUCUAACUUAAGUUCGGGUUUAAAACCGCAUGUGGACAAGUUUGGAAAGAGAUGUUUGUUCCCAGAAGCUGACGUGGGACAGAGGAUGUAACGCAGAGUGAGAUUAGGAAAAUUCCCAAGGAAACGAUUCCCACCCGAUCCCAUCCAGGAGCUGGGUGGCCUGGCUGAAGGGUGGAGCUGGAUGAGGUGACCAUGGUGAGCGAGACCCUGCCUGCCUGGGACCCCAACCCCGAGGACAGCCUGGUGCGCGUCAACGUGGGGGGCCUGAAGCAGAGCCUGUGCUCCAGCACCCUGCGCAGGUUCCCUGACACCCGGCUGGGGCGCCUGCUGGCCUGCGAGUCCGAGGAGGCCAUCCUGCAGGUGUGCGACGACUACGACGUCCAGGAGAAGGAGUUCUACUUCGACCGCAACCCGGGACUCUUCCCCUACGUGCUGCACUUCUACCAGACGGGCAAGCUGCACAUCAUGGAGGAGCUGUGCGUCUUCUCCUUCUGCCAGGAGAUCGAGUACUGGGGCAUCAACGAGUUCUUCCUGGACAGCUGCUGCAGCUACCGCUACCACGAUCGCAAGCUGGAGGGCUGCCACAAGAGCUGGGACGAGGACAGCGACGUGAGCAGCGUGGACACCUCGGUGGACGAGAUCUCCGACCUCAACAAGGACAUGCAGCACUUUCAGGACGUGCGCUGCGGCGGCUUACGCAAGCGGCUGUGGCUGACGCUGGAGAACCCCGGCUACUCCAUCCCCAGCAAGCUCUUCAGCUUCGUCUCCAUCAGCGUGGUCCUCACCUCCAUCGCCACCAUGUGCAUCCACAGCAUCCCUGAGUACCAGCAGCUGGACCAGGACGGGCAGCCGCGCGAGGACGCCACGCUGCAGGCCCUGGAGUACUUCUGCAUCUGCUGGUUCACCUUCGAGGUGCUGGCCCGCAUGGCGCUGGCCCCCAACACCCGCAAGUUCUUCCUGCACCCCCUGAACAUGAUCGACAUUGUGUCCGUCCUGCCCAUCUACAUCACGCUGGUCUUUGACCUGAGCGUGGGCAGCGAUUCCGAGCUGGGCGACAUCGGCAAGCUGGUGCAGGUGUUCCGCCUCAUGCGGAUCUUCCGCGUGCUGAAGCUGGCCAGGCACUCCACCGGCCUGCGGUCGCUCGGGGCCACGCUGAGGCACAGUUACCGUGAGGUUGGCAUCCUGCUGCUGUACCUGGCGGUGGGCGUGUCGGUGUUCUCGGGCAUGGCGUACACAGCCGAGUACGAGGAGGACGUGGGGCUGGACACCAUCCCUGCCUGCUGGUGGUGGGGCACCGUCAGCAUGACCACAGUGGGCUACGGCGAUGUGGUGCCCGUCACCAUCGCCGGCAAGCUGGCAGCCUCCGGCUGCAUCCUGGGGGGCAUCCUGGUGGUGGCGCUCCCCAUCACCAUCAUCUUCAACAAGUUCUCCCACUUCUACCGCAAGCAGAAGGCGCUGGAGGCCUCCGUGAGGAACAGCAACAGCAACAACCCCCCCAGCCCGAUGGCGAAGAGGCACUCGGUGGCGUCGGAGGGCUCGGAGGGGGACAGUCAGUGUCUGGAGGAACUGGAGGACGAUGAGGACAUGGGGGAGGAGAGAUCAGGGAGCAUCAGCAGUGCAGGUUUCCUCACUCCCUGGAAGAGCAGCAGCCCCGUGGUCAAGAGGAAAGAGCAGCCCAGCUUCCAGUAGGCUCCUCAUACAGCUCUGCCAUAUUAAAGUAAAGAGCCUUGCUUAUUAGCAUGCAGAAGAACUUCAAGGCUCAAAACCAGAGCAGCAAGGACAAUCUGGUGGCUUGGUCAUGUGCAUGUAAAGGGCCUGACAUAGAGAGACUCUGCAGAAUGCCUUUCUCCAUUUUCCCUGGCUUUAGAAGCAUUUGUAGGUCGUGUAGACAAUUGUAUCGCACCGCCGAGCAGCAGGUCUCUGUGAGACAAGAGGUGGUCUAAUGGACGACUAAGCUGUUGGAAAUAGGACAUAACAGGCUGAGAGACUGAGAGACUUCAAACACAAUGCAGGGCUAUUUACUCCAUGGAGAUUAAUUCACAGAGCUUGCUUUUGUGUUUAUUCUGUGACGGAAAGGAAGGGAAACAACUGGCGAGCAGCAGGAAAGCUCUGCUAACACGAGGCGUCCGAGAGCCUUCAACAUCAAGGGCAGAACCGCCGACGAGUCCAGGGGCACAAGCGCUGUCUUGCACCUGUGGCUGGGUGCUCAGUGGGACCCCAGCUCACCAGCCCCCUGGCUGCAGCCGUCAGACACCACGAUUCCACCUCUCCACUGCAGCCCAAGACAUCUGCCAAACAGAAACCUCCGUCCUCAAACCCAAUUUACAUCACUUUGGUUCAGAUUCGAACCCGGCGUUCAGUACUUCAAUACGCACACAGAACACAAGCAGACUGAAGAGGUUGAUUCUCUGCUGUUUGCAGUAGCUUUUAGUCAUAACAGCUUAUAUUAACCAUGAUGAAGGAUCCACUCUACCAGGAUGACGUUUAAGUUUUUAUUGCCUUCAUAGCCUGAGGGCUAAAUAGACGCUCCUGAGAGAUGAUUUUAUUAAUGCAUUGAACUGCGCAGUUCCUGAGAAAGAUACAUCUUUAUUCGCUUAGUGCUUCCAUCUGCUGCUAUGCUGCUCUGUCUCUGCCUUUAUUUGAGCUCAGGCUCAGGAACCUGAAUCAUCCUUCCCUGCACUCCUGCCUCAGGAGCUCUGUCUGGCUCCUCCCAUUUAUGCAAUUUCUUCAUCUUCACCCAGCUGAUGAAAACAACAGAAAUUGUAGUUGAUGAAUGUGAGUGUAUUUGUGGUUCAAAUCAAUAUUACAAAAAGCGUGCACUUGUUCACUUACAGUUUUGCUCAAUUGCUUAUAUGAAAUUCCUGAAACUGGUGACAAUGUUGGAGCAGUGAACCCAUAUCCCCAAACUCUAUCACAGUUUGCAAAAUAAUGCAAAAUGCCCCAAGACACUCAAAAUAUUUACCACAAAGCUCAAAAUAAAAAAAGUCUGCCAAACAGUACAACUGUGGGUAAAUGGGAAACUCUCUCUCUCAGUGUUCAAAUAGCACCAUACAAAAUACUAUGUAUCAACACUAUGUAUGAUCUUGAGUGCAUGUUGGAUCUUACAGUCCAGCUGUGACUGGACAUCACUGCAAGUGUCUUUAAUGUAUCAACAGUUUUGCUGUAAAUAAGGACAUUCCCACACACAAUAUAAUAAAAAACAAUAUAUUUGGGGAAAGUCUUCACUCAGUAAACUGAAACCAAUGCACAUACAUAAAGAGAAACAAUGUAAUAUUGUAAACAAUUUUUCAUUCCGUAAAUCCAGUAAAUCAAGAAAGAUUAGUGGUCCAAUUAAACAAAAACCAAAAAAGUGAAAGAGACAAUAAAGAUCAAUUGUACACACUUCACUGGCCAUUCAGUCUCUCUACACAGCUGGGACAGAUGUUUAUCCACAUCGCACCUCAUGGAUUCUCUUUUAGUGCAAGUAAAACCAUUCUGCAGCCUCCUUCAGUCCCUGUUCUGUCCCCACAAGCAGCCCUCAUUACCUCCAGCAGAACCCAUGUGAUCCUUCAUGUGUGUUGCAGGAGGGGUAACGUGACCAUUCGCACACAUCGAGCAGAGGUCACAUGACCAUUCGCACAUCGAGCAGAGGUCAUGUGACCAUCCGUACAUGUUGCAGCAGGUAAACAAUAUAUUAGGUCACCAGUGAAUCAGUGUCUGUUAUAUCCAUCGAGUGUUGAACAAUUUUAGCAGUUAAGAUUUGUACCCAUGAGGUAGUUGACCACACUUGGAACUGGUUUCUCUGUGAGCUCUG
Messenger RNA from Lepisosteus oculatus (spotted gar), 3913 nucleotides. Its product is annotated as potassium voltage-gated channel subfamily S member 2. Gene Ontology annotation, biological process: regulation of delayed rectifier potassium channel activity; protein homooligomerization; potassium ion transmembrane transport. Gene Ontology annotation, molecular function: protein binding; delayed rectifier potassium channel activity. The record is from RefSeq and is a predicted model, not a curated record. Gene Ontology annotation, cellular component: voltage-gated potassium channel complex; membrane. NCBI's taxonomy places the organism in Eukaryota, Metazoa, Chordata, Actinopteri, Semionotiformes, Lepisosteidae.